AUGGCGGUGGUGGCGGCGGAGCUGAUCCGCGAGGUGACGGAGGCCGACCAACGCUUCGAGGGCCUCCAAAAGAAGCUGACCGCUGUCUCGGAGAAAGUGGAUGACAUCGAGCACCACAUGCAGGACAAACACCAGCAGCUGAGUGAAGAUCUGCAGCAAGAGGUUAGCGACCUUGGGCAAGAGUUCCAGGCCUCCCACGCAGAGCUCAAGGACAACUUGACGGGUGGCAUCGGCUCCCUCGCGGCACACAUCGAGUCCGAGCACGACGUGCUGGCCGGGAAGCUGAACCAGACCGCCGGUGCAGUUUCCGGGGCCAAGGACGCGGCAGAGCAGUUGAAAGGCUCAGUUGGUGAGUUGGGGCAAAGCGUCAGCUCUCUCGCUGGGAAGGUUGGCGACCUCCAAGGAAACACAGCGGCUCUGAAGGGAGCUGUGGACGCCACUGCCGAUGUCAUUGCCGACGCAGGCUCGGCCGUGAGAAUAACGCAGACUGUAGCGCAGACCAUCAAUGCCAAGCUUCGUGGCCCGGAGUCCUGCUGCAGCGCCGAGGAUGCCAAAAACGUGCUCAUCAUCCAGAGCCCCAGCGCAAGUGCUGCCAAGACCUUCGACCGCCUUGGGUCCAUUGUUGCCGCGAAGGGUGGCAACGCCUUCAAGAAGCUGCUGAGUGACGUGACCGUCGAGGAUUUCAAAGGCGUGAGCACGGUGAUUUUCUCCCCGCAGGGCGCUGCAGCUGACAGUGCCAUGCGGGCCCGUCUUGUCACCGACUGGUACAACUACAACAAGUGCGGUGUCCUUGUGGUCUUGGCGGAGCUGGCCACAGGCUCAGACCCGAACGACGCCGCGAACCUGGCCAACAGUGUCCUCGAGAGUCUGUCUCCUUCCACCGAUCUGCGCGUCAGCGCGAACCAACUCGGCCCAGAUGCUUGCGCAGCUGACCAAAUCGAAGCAUAUGGAGCCGACCCCUUUUUCACGGCCGCAGUGUCCGGGCUCAUGUCCACCUCGAGCAAUGAGGUGCUUGGUGGGGGCCGGGCCCUGCUCAACAUCGGCAGCAAAUCCAUUGCGCGCCUGGACCACACAGAUCGGCUGCUGGUGAUCGGCGAUGACGAUUUCCUGAACGACGAGUGCUAUGCGUCGUGGACCCAAGGCCACCGCGUGUAUUGGGGCUAA
This is a messenger RNA of Symbiodinium natans, 1164 nucleotides long. The record is from the annotation of a GenBank genome assembly. Lineage: Eukaryota; Dinophyceae; Suessiales; Symbiodiniaceae.